GACAAAGAUAUAUGGUACUAAAAAUUGAGAAGAAUAUCAAACAAGUUCAAAUAACUUUAUACACUUGCCACCCCAGCAACUAGAUCCCACAUACAGGCUCAAGUGUUACACAUCUUCUUCUAGCUACAUAAUUAUUCAUUUUACAGAUAGAGAGAGAGAAUCUUAUAGCUAGCUUGGACAUGCACACUUCUCACCUUCCUAGCCAUUUCGUUGCAAUAUACUCUGCCCACACUCUUAUAUCUUUACACCAGCACAGUGUCUUCCUCAAGCAGCAGAAUCUGAUCCUCCUUGUUUCUCUGAGAUUCAUCUCUCUUCUUGCACCUAGAUCCAAAGGCUAGGGUUUUUCUUUUCCCCCUUUGAGUACUACAAUCUUCUUCAUUAAGAACUGCACCCAAAAGAGAAUUCUAUCUGAUUUUCCAAGGUGGUAGAUUCUUGAAAACUCUUUUGAGAGAUUUCACAUCUUCAAAUCAAUUGGGUUUAUUGGCCAGAGAAUAUUUUUCUCGUCCUUAUAUUUCUGGUAAUCUUCGGAUUCAACAGGAAUACAAAGGAAUUAUCUUGUUAAGUUUGCUUAGUCAUAUAGAGGAGAGAGACUUUUCCAAAUCACUCUAAUUAGUUUGAAGUAACUAGUGGUUUUGGGAUAUGGGUUUGAGUACUAAACAGGUUUCUAGUGAUCAUGGCCUUGACUGGGGUCAGAGCUUGUUGCAAUCUAAUGGUGGCGGUGGUGGUGCUCUGGACCUGCCUACGAAACCUGCUCCGGCGAGGCGGCAACCGUCGCAGCAGCCGCCGGAGCCGGUGGCAUGUCCCAGAUGCGCCUCUACAAACACCAAGUUCUGCUACUACAACAACUACAACAAGUCUCAGCCGCGCCACUUUUGCAAGGCUUGCAAGAGGCACUGGACCAAAGGCGGCACCCUACGCAACGUUCCCGUCGGCGGUGGCCGGAAAAACAAGCGGCAGAAGACGUCAAACGCCACUGCCACCACCUCCACUGCCGCCACAGCCACUACAAAUCCUCCUACUACGCACACGGGAAACAAAAGCCAGCAGCUCACUCAGUCUUUUUCUUCAAGAGUUGCCGAUCAUCAUCAAGACAAAAUGUCUGAAAUCCUGUAUCAGGCCUUGAUUCCAUCUGGCCAUUUCAAUGCCAAAAGCUUCAGCGGCGGCAACAAUGGCGAUUUUCUGGGUUCUAUUUCUUCUCUGCCUUUGGUUCAAAACCAAACCCUGUUACCCUUCGCCUUCUCAAGUUUAGGCUCUUUCGAGAGCAACCCAUCUUCGAUUUCUUCGAUCUCCACGUCCUUUCGAUCUCGGAACGGUUUUGAUUUCAUCGGAGGGUUGGGUUCCAUGGAGGAAACAGCAACCAUAAUCCCCACCACAAUUACCAGCAAUGCGGGCUGUGAGCAAUGGCAAGUUCCGGUUACAAACAGUGUGAUGGAGAUGAUGCCGGUUAAUAAUAACUACUGGAAUUGGGAUGAUAUUGAACCCUUGGUCUCCACUGAGCUCAAUAUUCCUUCAUGGGGUAUUGAUAAUGAUCAGAUUAAGCCCUGAAGAAGGAAAGGUACCACGCCACUAUCGCCCGUGCUUCUCUACAAUAUAACCCUGUGAAUAAGCGUCUGGAUUCGGGUCCUUGAUUCUCCGUCUCCAAAAUAUGUUCCCUUGUCUUAAUGCACUCCUGUGACUUUUUUUAAUCGAUGUAUCAGUCACAAUGUUGGCAGUGCAUGAGAUGUAACGAUUUCAUAUACCGCGGUCUGGAAAUAAUGAUCGUACGAGUCCUCCUGUUUUUAUUAGUAGCUAGGUUUCUCACAUUUGUACAAUUGUAAGGGCUCCAUCGGUACUAAUCGCGGAUAACUGCUUUCGACAAGGAGAUACGGGGACAUGUUUUGGAGAUAGAGGAUUGGAUCGCUAACUCCGUGUUUGGAGGGUUGUUUUCUCAUUUGUUUGAGACUUUGAGUCUUGUUUCUUAGAUGUUGAUCUCUGAUAUAGUAUGUGUCCUUUUGUGUUCUUGUGUCCAUUUCAAAGCAUCUAUACCCUUGAUCCCCUUCAGCCUGUAACUCAUACAGUGUGUGAGAUGUGUAUACUGUGUGAAGCUGUCCCUUUUAGUUUCAGCUUCAGUACUUCUAUGGAAUCUCUUAUCUCUGAUUUCC
This is a messenger RNA of Rhododendron vialii, 2141 nucleotides long. Its product is annotated as dof zinc finger protein DOF3.2-like. Bases 640 to 1545 code for a protein of 301 amino acids. Gene Ontology annotation, molecular function: DNA-binding transcription factor activity; DNA binding. NCBI's taxonomy places the organism in Eukaryota, Viridiplantae, Streptophyta, Magnoliopsida, Ericales, Ericaceae. Gene Ontology annotation, biological process: regulation of DNA-templated transcription. The transcript has a single exon. The record is from RefSeq and is a predicted model, not a curated record.